CAGUGAGGGAGAGGGCGGCGUGAAGUGCAGAUCUCAGACCGGUUUUUCGCCGAUACCGAGAAGGACGCCGGUAAAGUGAACAAGCCCAAACCCGUUUGUCGCAGAAGAACACCGGACCGUCACGUUAAUUCACCGGGAAGACGAACACAACCACCGAGAAAGGGUUCAAGAACGGAGCUUUGGGUGACGGAAGGGGCGAGUUUUUGGUCAAAGUUUGAGCUGUCAGUCGCGGUAAGGCAGCUCGAGGGUAGAGGGAUUUCCAGCUGAGGAGACCCCGGAGCGGCCUGAGUGCUCAUCCGUCACCGGAGCAGGGGAAACCGGGGGAGAGCGGCGCGUCGGCCCAGGGGGAGUUUUACUCCACACAGAGGCAGAGAGAGCGAUCGCUGGGUGCCGGGUUUUCCGGACAGAGACCUCAUGAAUGGAAAUCGGAACAACAGGAGCCGUUGGAGCCCAAGCCGUUGGAGCCCAAGCCGUUGGAGCCCAAGACCUCUUUGCGUUGCCACGACGACCGGGCUAUGGCACUGUUGGGAAGCCCAUCAAGCUUCUGGCCAACUGCUUCCAAGUGGAAAUCCCCAAAAUUGACGUCUACCUCUAUGAAGUGGAUAUUAAACCUGACAAAUGUCCUCGCAGAGUCAACAGGGAGGUGGUGGACACCAUGGUUCAGCAUUUCAAGGUGACCAUCUUUGGUGACCGCCUGCCUGUUUACGAUGGGAAGAGGAGUCUCUACACCGCGAGCCCACUUCCUGUCGCCACCAGUGGGGUGGAUCUGGAUGUCACCCUGCCAGGUGAAGGAGGGAAGGACCGCCCGUUUAAAGUCACCAUCAGGUUUGUGUCGUUGGUCAGCUGGCACUUGCUGCACGAGGUCUUGACCGGACGUGCCAUGGCUGAACCUGUGGACCUGGAGAAACCCAUCAGCACUAAUCCUGUUCACGCUGUGGACGUCGUCCUUCGACACCUCCCCUCCAUGAAGUACACCCCCGUCGGACGGUCUUUCUUCUCCUCCCCAGAAGGCUAUGACCACCCACUGGGUGGGGGGCGAGAGGUUUGGUUUGGUUUCCAUCAGUCAGUACGGCCGGCCAUGUGGAAAAUGAUGCUCAACAUUGAUGUGUCAGCCACAGCCUUUUACAAAGCUCAGCCGGUCAUUCAGUUCAUGUGUGAGGUCCUGGACAUUCACAACAUUGACGAGCAGCCCCGCCCACUCACCGACUCCCACAGGGUCAAGUUUACCAAAGAGAUCAAAGGUCUCAAAGUGGAAGUGACACACUGUGGAACCAUGCGUAGGAAGUACAGAGUGUGCAACGUGACACGACGCCCUGCGAGCCUCCAGACGUUUCCUUUGCAGCUUGAGAACGGUCAGACAGUGGAACGCACAGUGGCGCAGUAUUUCAGAGAGAAGUACAGUCUGCAGCUGAAAUAUCCCCACCUGCCUUGUCUGCAGGUGGGCCAGGAGCAGAAACAUACCUACCUGCCACUGGAGGUUUGCAACGUUGUAGCAGGUCAGCGCUGCAUUAAAAAACUAACAGAUAACCAGACAUCGACUAUGAUCAAAGCAACUGCUCGUUCAGCACCAGACAGACAAGAGGAGAUCAGCAGGCUGGUGCGGAGCGCAAAUUAUGAGGCCGACCCAUUCGUCCAAGAGUUUCAGUUCCGCGUCCGGGACGAAAUGGCUCAGGUGUUGGGCCGCGUACUGCCGGCCCCCAUGCUGCAGUAUGGCGGCAGGGUGAGCUCUGAACCAUUUAUGCCCCAGCAGAUAAACCCUGCACUGUCGUUCCAGAACCGCACGGUGGCCACACCCAGCCACGGGGUGUGGGACAUGAGGGGGAAGCAGUUUCACACCGGAGUGGAAAUCAAGAUGUGGGCCAUCGCCUGCUUUGCCACCCAGAGGCAGUGCAGAGAGGAGAUCCUCAAGAGCUUCACUGAACAGCUGCGGAAAAUCUCAAAGGAUGCUGGGAUGCCAAUCCAAGGCCAGCCGUGCUUCUGCAAAUACGCCCAGGGAGCUGACAGCGUGGAGCCCAUGUUCAGACACCUGAAGGACACCUACGCCGGGCUGCAGCUCAUUAUUGUCAUACUGCCAGGGAAAACACCUGUCUACGCUGAAGUGAAACGCGUCGGGGACACCCUCCUCGGCAUGGCCACGCAGUGUGUCCAGGUGAAGAACGUCGUGAAAACGUCUCCACAGACGCUCUCCAACCUCUGCCUCAAGAUCAACGUCAAACUGGGAGGAAUCAACAACAUCCUGGUUCCACACCAGCGGCCGUCUGUGUUCCAGCAGCCUGUCAUCUUCCUCGGCGCAGACGUCACUCAUCCUCCUGCCGGUGAUGGGAAAAAACCAUCUAUUGCAGCGGUGGUGGGCAGCAUGGACGCCCACCCCAGCAGGUACUGCGCUACAGUGCGAGUCCAGAGGCCCAGACAGGAGGUCAUUCAAGACUUGGCGUCUAUGGUGCGAGAGCUUCUGAUCCAGUUCUACAAAUCAACGCGUUACAAACCGACCAGGAUCAUCUUCUACAGGGAUGGAGUGUCCGAGGGCCAGUUCAGACAGGUGCUGUACUAUGAACUACUGGCCAUCAGGGAGGCUUGCAUCAGUCUGGAGAAAGAUUACCAGCCGGGGAUUACGUACAUCGUCGUACAGAAACGCCAUCACACGCGCCUCUUCUGUGCUGAUCGCAACGAGAGGGUUGGACGAAGUGGAAACAUUCCUGCCGGCACCACAGUGGACACAGACAUCACUCACCCAUAUGAAUUUGACUUUUACCUCUGCAGUCACGCUGGGAUCCAGGGUACGAGUCGUCCUUCUCACUACCACGUUCUGUGGGACGACAACUGCUUCUCCGCUGAUGAGUUCCAGCUCCUCACCUACCAGCUGUGCCACACCUACGUCCGCUGCACUCGGUCCGUUUCCAUCCCAGCGCCGGCCUACUACGCACACCUGGUGGCCUUCCGCGCGCGCUACCACCUGGUGGACAAAGAACAUGACAGUGCGGAGGGCAGCCACGUGUCGGGGCAGAGUAACGGCAGAGACCCUCAGGCUUUGGCCAAAGCUGUUCAGAUCCACCACGACACGUUGAGGACCAUGUACUUUGCCUGAACCUUCUUCCACAUCGCAUCCUCUUGUCUCAGCCUCUCAUCCAGUCUUAAGGUUUGACUCCACGCUAGGGCGCCUCUGGUGCGAGGCGGUGGCUACUGCAGGCCGCGCGAGGAAUCACAGCCACGUUAUGCAACAUGAAAACCAGCCAAUUGUUCCUGCCGCUGCGUCACUUACUCCUCUCCACAUCAUCUCCAUUCUGAAUCUCCUUUUAGCCUCCAGGUUUGACGACACAAACUCAAAACUACGUUGUUGCAGGGAUUAUCGUAAUGUGCGUAUGGAUUACGGCAUAGCCGGUGGGAAAAUAUGAACAAAAACUGAUGAUUCUUUGGUGCGUGGUUGUGAAUGAAGCAGAACCGGAGAAAAGUCCUGACUUCUUCACAUUGAGCCUAACAUUGCUGGUUUAUACUGUAUUUUAUUUUAUUUUUCAGCUUUCUAGAUACUGUAUGUGUUUGUGUGUCGAGCAGAUGUGCGGUCGCCAUAGCAACUUGUGAGCGGAGUGCGACCCGCCCCCCCUUUUUUUUCCCUUCAUAACAACAGUCAUUCUUGUGUCUCCCUCCGUUAAUCCAGUGGUUUAACAGUCGUGGAAUCGAGUCACGACUCUUCGCUCUCCCGACACAGACACUGAAUGAAAUCUUUAACCUUUUUUUGUUUUGUUUUUUUCUAAAAGAAAAGCCACGUAUAUACUGUCCCUUUUUAAAGGCUUUGUUUGUGCAUCAAUUGUUUGCAAGUCGAAAUGAACUGUGUUCAAUUUUAAACUUUUCUAACUCAAAUUUCAGUUUGGUGCAGCGUCUUAUACCAAAUUUAUUCUUGUAUGUUUUAUUACUCUCAUUUAUUUAUGAGUGUGUUUCUAUUUAAACUUUUAAAUUAAACACGUAUGCAGCAAUAAAAACGAAAGACGGACUGUUUUUAAUCUUCAAAUCUAUCACACCACAAACGUCGGCUUCUUCUUUAAAAACACGAGUUGAGAGCUCCUUCAGCGCGAUGUGAGAUUUAAACGCAGGAGAAGCGGAGGGUGUUUGUCGAGUAUUUGUGUGUCACAGUGGUUUGUUGUGAGGGAGUUUUAGGACGUGACGAUGAGCCAGGAUUCGGGAAUGUGUUGUUUGUGACAGUGACGCUGGAUCAGUAAGGAUCAGUGAGGAGGUGCUUGGAGAAAAGUGAUGAUCAAAGUGCCUGAUGUUGUUGGUUUUGCAUGUUGGUUUGAGUGUUGAUGCAGAAGUGCGCAGAUACUGCACUGUGUUGAAGAUGGCACUGCAACUAAGUUAUUUUCAUAAUCGAUUUAAUAUGUCCGUCAUUUUCUGAUGAAUCGAGGAAGUAUUUGGCCCACAAACCGAAAUUAAUUCAGUUUUAAUGGUUUCUUCGUUAAAAGGAAGCAAAAACACCUGGAUAUAGUCACAUUUAGGCAGCUGAAAAAUGUGUUAAUAAACUAGUUGGCGAUUCAUUUAGUUAUAGAUUAGUCAUUGAUUAGGAAGAUCUUUUUCAUAAUUUGGUGCUAAAUAUCUUUCGAUUUCAUCAUGUUUUGAUGCAGAUUCUGCACCUACAUCAUUUAUGAAUUAUACACUUAUUUUCUUUUAUCAACAAUAAAUAAUUUGAUCUCUUAAGGUUUCAUCGUCCUCUGAGGUUUUCCUGUUUGCACUUUUAACAAAAUUUAAUCAAAUUGGAUGUUUCUUUUAGUUUCAGUCCGACUUCUGUCACUCAGUGAAACAGUUUUAAUAAAUUAUUGUUGAAUAAUUUCUGGCAUUUCUCAAGGAAAAUGUAUUUAUUCAAGCUUCUGGAAUGUGAGCACUCUAAUUUGUCUUUGUCGGUGAGUUUUUUAGCUGAUUCUCAGACGUCUGAAGACGUCAAAUCAGGCUUUUUUUCUUCAGACUAUGAAAACAAUGAUUAGUUGCAGCUCUGCUCGGUUUGUUGUUUUAUAAAUGUUUCAGCACCAAAAACCCGGCUCCACUGAUGGAAAUCUAACAUUUUCUCGAGUAUAAAUCUCUCUUUUGGCAUGAAAUCAUGUCAAUAUAUAAUAAGUUAAUUUACAUUCAAUUAUUAUUUUUUUUUCAUAAUGAGAAUUUGAUCGUUGUUGCCAGAGUUUUGGAAACGGUACAUGUGUUUGUUUUAACAAAAACAAAAAAGAGUUAUUGGUAUUUUUCAGUGCUUGGACCAAACCAAUGUGCCUGGUGGUUGGGGAGGGGGUUGGUGUAGGACUCGAGAAGGUGUCGAUACUUGUACGGCGUCGUUCUUAAAAAUGCUGCGUCACCACAACCAAACGGUAGCUGCUAUAUUUAAUAUCAGUAGGUUUUAAAUAAAAUAGGAACUUAUGGUAUUUUACAUCACUUAAAAUUAGCUGGGUGUGUUUGUGGUUGAGUCCAGUUUUGAAGUCUAAAUGUUUUCUUCGAUUGUCAGAGACGAUUGUCUCCGCUGCGUUUGUUUGUCGUUGUGUUAGAAGCCGUUUCCCGAGGUCAGAAAUUACCAGCAUUUGAUUUUACUUGAAUAGUUUUAGUAGUUUUUGUGGGCAUGUUUAACAUAGUGCUCUGCUUGUUUUUCAAAGUUUAUAAUAUACAGUAUAUAUAGAUGUAAUUAUGUAUACACAGAGCCUUAUUACAGAACCCCCCUGUUUUCCUGUCAUGAUGCCACUUCAAGCUGUUUGACUUUUUAAAGCCUUGACGAGCUGAUUGAUGGCUUUUCCCCUCUUUAAGAAAAUAAAAGCCUUUUUUAAAAACUAUAAAAGGAGAUAUAUUUAUAUUUACAGAUACUAAUCAGUAUCUGUAAACAGUAAAACACUUAUUUUUCCUAUUUGAAGCAGAACAGCUGUGUUGAAAUAAUGGUCACUUUUCCCAAAUUUGACGAUGCAAAUCUCGUGCUUUGAGAAGAAAUGUGUUUUGUUUUUUUUUUGUUUUUUGCGUUGAUCUGCUUUUUCUGAGAUUGUCGGAGACGUCGUUGGUGUUGUUUUGUCGAUGCGCCGACCCUCCUCCGUCGUGACGAACGGCUCGAUGCCACUCUUUCACGUCCGAUAUACAGAUAUCACAUUUUACACUGCGAAAUGUCCGACAUAAUUUUCCAACUGUGUAACAAAUAUAAGCAGCUUAAAACAUGACUAAGCUAAAAUGCUGUCGCUGAUUUUUAUCUUUCUGAUAUCUGAUCCAGUGAUUUAUCAUUUUCGUUCCAGUAUCGGACAGUAUCGAUAUUAUGUCAUGAUGCAAACUUUUACCUCAUGACUUUUAAACGACUUUGCCAUUAAUAAUAAGUUUGUGUCGUUUCAGAAACACAGUGUCUAACGGUGUGGCAGGCGUUUGUCGUCGUAGUCACAUGACGCCAUGUCUCUUUCCAGCAUGUUGUGUCAGAUUUGACCGAUAUCUCAUACAUGAUAUUUACUUUAUUUCAGUGAUGAGCUGAUACAAUACUUGUUAUCACUGGAUUGGAUAUUAAAAUGUGAUUUUAAAUGCUUCACUCGACAAAGGCAACAUCGAAAUGUUUUUAAAAUUGGAGGUUUAUAGCUGGUAGGCGUGAGAAAACAUACAGAUAUACUAAUAUAUUGCAAUAUUUCAUGGCAUCAGUUCUUUAAAGUGCUGUAUUUAUACUUCACAAAUAUUCUCGAUAGUGUUUUUUUUUUGGUUGUAUUUAAGCCUCCGGCCCCUAGUGAGCAGCAGGCUUUCAGCCAUUUGACUCCUUUCACUCCUCACCUGUCCAUAUAAUGUUAUUAAUUUUACUAUAGUAUUUUACUAUACUUUAACUUUAAUUAAAAUAGUCAAUUUUUGAUGUGGAAAAAUCGGAACUGUAACAACUUGUAAACCUAGUAUAGUGAUAUACAUCGUAUCGGAAUAAAUCCAUCAGUGCAAACUUCUUAAGAGGGAAAAGACUGGUGUCGAUAUCAGUAACAUCUGGUGUGAGGAAAAUCUUGAUAUACAAAAAUAUUGCGAUAUUUCAUGGUAUGAUACUGUAUUAAUUCUUUAAAGCACUUGAUAGCGGGUUAAGCCUCCGACCACUAGUUGGCAGCAGGACUUCGGCCAUUUGAUCUCAAACUAGGCAAAAAGAAAACAACCUUUAACAUUUACAUCGUAACUGGACAUGUAUCGUAUCGCUAGUGGCUAGGAGAUAAAGGUGUCACGUGAAAACUGGUGUCAAUAUCGGUAGAUCAUAGUAUCAGUAAUAUCGGGCGUGAGAUUAUAUUGAUAUGCAAAAAUACUGCGAUAUUUUGUGGCAUGAUACUGUAAGCCUCUGACCACUAGGCCCAAAUUGGCCCAAAGUGUGUGUGCAAAAAUAUUGUAGCUUUUAUGUUGAGACCGCAAAAGUGGUAAAAAGACUGAUGUCGUUAUCGGUUUGUCGUAAAAUCGGACUCAGAAAAAGUGGCUUUGACUAAAUUCUAUCAUCUCAAAUGCUCACUGGAGGAAUUAAUGACUCGAUCUCGUCACACGUACGAACUGCGAGAAUCAAUUUUAGGAGGAGGGUCUGAACGUUUAUCCACGGACUCCAUAAAAACUUGCUGUGCCUUUUUCUCAUGGUGCUACAAGAAAGAACAUCAAAGAAUGUGCUGCAAAAAAACACAAGUGUAUAUAAUAUUAAUAUUAAUAAUACAUGGCAAUACUGUAAAGAGCGAGUGAGUGUGUGUGUGUGAUUCUGACACCAAGAACAGGAAAAUUAUGUAACUGAUGGGUUUGGAGUGAACAGGACCAAAAGUUCUGUGGGAUCAGUUUUGAAAAGGACAAACACAAAGACAGGGAACACGACUCACCACUCCGUACGUAAACAAGUAGCUCAGCGUAGACUUUAUGUAGCAUAAUUUAUUUAACUAAUAUUUCUACUUUGACCCCCCCUUCUUUGUUUUUUCUUUCUUUCUCACUGCCUUUGAAACAUUUAUCUGCUUUAUCACUCGUGUGUGUACAUGUGUGAGUGAGUGUUUGUUCUUCAAUCGACGACAGUAACGUCGCAAGUUUCCGUGCGACCGGUUUAUUCUUCCCUCUCCGUGUGUUUGCAUGUCGCUUUUAUUUCUUUUUAAUGUGAAAUCUAAACGUUUACAAACAUCUUCCUUGUCUCCAUAUUUAACUUAUGUCCCCCACAAAAAUAAAACACUUGUGUGUUUUGGCUGCAUAUCAUCAAACUCAAAACUAUCUAUUUUUGCCUGAUUAUGAAUUUGUGUCACUUUUAGAAUUUUUUUUUUUGUCUUAACACUCAUGUGAUCCUGGUCCUACAUUGAGCCUUUUUAUUUGGUUGUUAUUAUAUUUAAUUGUUUGGUUUUUUUGGAAUAAAUACACUUCUGUAUGAAAA
Molecule: messenger RNA, 8332 nt
Organism: Solea senegalensis (Senegalese sole)
Lineage: Eukaryota; Metazoa; Chordata; Actinopteri; Pleuronectiformes; Soleidae
Gene: ago3b
Product: argonaute RISC catalytic component 3b
Exons: 20
Coding region: 419-3085 (888 amino acids)
Biological process (GO): regulatory ncRNA-mediated gene silencing; regulation of stem cell proliferation
Molecular function (GO): protein binding; RNA binding
Source: RefSeq, a predicted model, not a curated record